AUGGCAGAUCCAAGCAGCUCCCCAACCAAGACCCUCUCGGCCGCUUGUUAUUGUAAAGCUGUGCAGUACAGCGUCGAGAUUCCGACCUCCGACCUCCCUCUUCCCGUGCAUCUCUGUCACUGCAGCAUAUGCCGCUACACCCAUGGAACGCUGUGCAUCUUUCACACGACCCUCCCUCAGGGCGUCUCACUCAAGUUCACGCCACCUUCGUCCCUCCACAAGAUGACUGGGUAUAGCCAUGCCAACGCCCAGGCCGAGCGCUUCUUUUGCAGUACGUGUGGCUGUCAUGUUGGAGAUGUCGGUCCGAUCAGCGCCGAUGCUAGUGCCCCUGGUGCAACUGAAUGGGUUGUGGCCAGCGCGCUGUUCGCAGAGCACGGCGAGGAUGUCUUUCAGAUCAAAACACAUUGCUUUACGGAAGGAUCAACGGGAGGUUCGGGGCUUUUCAGCUUCUUACCCAAGCUCAGCAUCAGGGAUCUCAAGGUCUGGAAUCCAGGUCCCGAUAGCGGUUGGUGGUCGGCCAAGAUCAAGGACCAGCUUCCAAUGCAGGAGUUUGACGAGGCGGGAAAUGAGGCGUUGCGCGCCGAGUGUCACUGUGGUGGUGUCUCGUUCACGAUUCCUCGACCAACGACACCUGCUAUCAGAGAGGAUCCGUACCUGUCCAACUAUAUUUCUCCAAAGGAUAACAACAAGUGGUUGGGUUGCCUCGAUCCUUGUGACGAUUGCCGGCUCCAAUGCGGAACGCUUGUCACUGCGUGGACCUUUGUGCCGCGAGCUCACAUCCAGCCACCCAUGCCACUAAAGCUUGCACCAUACGGGACUAUGAAGACCUUCGCUUCAUCUGAGGGGGUGCUGAGAGGCUUCUGUGGCACUUGCGGCGCGACUGUGGUCUACUCGUGUGAUGAACGCACUCCGACACCCGAGCAGCAGAUCAUCGACGUGUCCGUGGGACUAUUGAGAGCUCCAGAGGGAGUCUUGGCUGAGAAGUGGAUGACCUGGAGAGCGGGAAGGCUUGCAAAUAUUGAGAGUGCGAAAAAGUUCUCGCCUGAGUUCGCCGAAAGUCUUGCUGAGGGAAUGGAGAAAUGGUCCCGUGAGAAGUACGGGAAUGCUCCCAACUUCAACAUAGGCUGA
Molecule: messenger RNA, 1128 nt
Organism: Cryphonectria parasitica EP155
Lineage: Eukaryota; Fungi; Ascomycota; Sordariomycetes; Diaporthales; Cryphonectriaceae
Product: DUF636 domain protein
Exons: 1
Coding region: 1-1128 (375 amino acids)
Molecular function (GO): carbon-sulfur lyase activity
Source: RefSeq, a predicted model, not a curated record